This is a messenger RNA of Homalodisca vitripennis (glassy-winged sharpshooter), 946 nucleotides long. RefSeq names its product ras-related and estrogen-regulated growth inhibitor. The transcript is spliced from 6 exons. Bases 191 to 826 code for a protein of 211 amino acids. The record is from RefSeq and is a predicted model, not a curated record. Gene Ontology annotation, molecular function: GTP binding; GTPase activity. Lineage: Eukaryota; Metazoa; Arthropoda; Insecta; Hemiptera; Cicadellidae.
AUGACAGAUGAUAAGCUUGUGCUGACACCUGCUGCCAUGCUCUCUACUCUAGCGCCGCCGGUAUUUUUAGCAGACUAGCGCCAGUCACACUUGGACUAGGGUUGGGCCAGGUGGACCCAGACCCCACGGCGUUCGCUGCAGAGCCUAUCGUUUUCAUUAAUCAUACGAUGACCUAGCUCAAGUGUCAAGAAUGACUUCCAAUGCUAUCCGCGGCAUCCGACGCAAGAAGUCUUCACUCUCGGAGGUAAAGGUUGCCGUGGUGGGAGCACCGGGAGUCGGUAAAAGUGCUCUGACGGUAAGAUUCCUGACCAGACGUUACAUUGGGGAAUAUGACCAUCAAGCAGACACGCGGUACAAACAUGAAGUGUUGGUUGACGGCGAACCUGUGCUGUUCGAGAUACUGGACACUUGCCCGAAGAAUGAUGAGGAACUCCCCCAGUCUGAGAGCCUGAGCUGGGCAGAUGGUUGUCUGCUGGUGUACGCCAUCACAGACAGACGCUCCUUCAACUAUGUACGAAGAGCAAGGCAAGCACUGAGUGACCUGCCGUUAGUACUGGUUGGCAACAAGGCUGAUAUGGUGCAUCUGCGACAGGUCAGCACUGAGGAGGGAGAGAUCCUGGCUAAAGACUUUGAGUGUUGGUUCAGCGAAGUGGCGGCUGCUGAACAAGUGAGUCAAGUGGGCGAAGUGUUCCACGAGUUGUGUCGUGAAGUGUUAAGUGUGCGCAGGAAGAACAAGCAGUCUCUAUUGGAGCGGAUGUUGGGAAACAAGGCUUCGGGACGGGCCUAUGCCAGGGGAAAGAGUGACAGUGCACUACCAAAGGACUAGCAGGAAUGUCCUUGUCAUGACAUUUUCAUAAUAUUUUGUAAAUAAUUUGUAAAAUAUUAAGAGAAGUUGUUAAACUUAAAACAAAUAAAUUUUGUAAUUUGAAUAAAAAAAUUAAACCUA